This is a messenger RNA of Trametes versicolor FP-101664 SS1, 789 nucleotides long. RefSeq lists its product as uncharacterized. Lineage: Eukaryota; Fungi; Basidiomycota; Agaricomycetes; Polyporales; Polyporaceae. Bases 1 to 789 code for a protein of 262 amino acids. The record is from RefSeq and is a predicted model, not a curated record. The transcript is spliced from 3 exons.
AUGUCUUUUGAAGCUGGCAACAAACACCGUCGCGACACCGUGUCCUCGGAGGCCACCCGUGUUGUUCUUAGCGGGUCAGCUGGCGAGGGUGGAUUGGACGCAACUCCACUGCAACCAGCCAAGGCUCGCGGACAACCCUCCGACGUUGCGAGCCCGCCCAAGAAGAAACUCAAGGACGACGGCUCUGACGACGACUCGCAAGCUGGCGACGUGUCCUCUCCCGAGGGCGAUCCUUCCGAUGACAGCAAGAACAGCGCGGCGGACGGCUCUGCUGAGAAGAGCGGAGCUGAGGCUGCCACCGAUGGCGGCAUCGAGGCCUUGGCCACCGUCACCCGUAAUGCGAGCCGCUGUCUCCGUCUUCUCACUGCGGACGAGAAGCGUGUGCGCUUCCAGGAGAAGUAUCAAAUCAUCUCCAAGGGCUGGAGAUCGAAGGUCUACGGACACUUCAAGGUUCUGGAGCUCAUUGCGGGACCCAAGGGGUCCUAUAUCUACCGAUUCGUUUGCAAGAGGUGCCCAUCCAAGCAUGUCGAUCGUGCCGAUUACGAGUACUCGACUGGUAACCUCAAGCGCCAUGUCGACUCCUGCGAGCCCGACGACACUCCCGAAGGCGAAAAGAUCUCGGCAUUCGCUCACGGCAUCACCUACACCCCUCCACGUAUGCGCCUCUUUCUUGCGCUGUGGUGUGCUCGCCAUCACCGUCCCUAUGCAAUCGUCAAGGAUCCGGAGUUGCAGAACAUCUUCCGCAUGCUCUAUGCCAAGGUCAAGAUCCCCUCGUGUGUCAAUGGCUGA